GAAUUUUCAGUGGCUGUUGUAAUUGUGUUUGAGUGCCUGGAAUUUAUUUCUUCAUUUUUUCUUGGUUAACCCUUCAAAUUCUCUGCAUUUAUCUAUUUGAUAAAUAAAUAACGGCUUCCACGUUUUCUGUUUGUUUUACAGCCGUUAUAUCACUCCCACUUUAGCACAAAACAAACAAAAAGGAGGAAUAAAAUUGGAAAUAUUUUUACUUGAAUCUGUGUACAUUUUUUUGGGUUUUCCCAUUCUCAUUAAAGUAUGAAAUGGAUUCCUUGAUGUUUUCUAUUUUGCGCUAAAAAUCUUGAUUUUGAGUUGGUGGUGUUGUGAAGAAUGAAGAAGCUAAUUGAUUUUGAGUUGGACAUGAUUGAAUUUCUUAUUAAUUUCCAUGGAUUAUGUUUCGCAACAUGUACUAGUGAUGAAUUAUCCAAAAUGUAAUCAAGUAAUUUCUAAGGAACUCAGGCCUUUGUACGAGCCACUGUGUAUGAACAACAGAACAAGAGGGGUAGCUUUCUGGUUGAGAAACUUUCCGGUACUCACUUUAGAAAUGCUCAGCAAUAGCUAGUAAUGUUCCUGUAGCAUAUAGAUUUGGCUAUGACCCUGACCCACUAUCGACCCUAUUAGCUUUUGGCUAUGACUUUGAUCCGCCCCUGACCCUAUGACCCUGACCUGACCCUAACCCGUAUAUAUUUUUCUAUGACCCGCAAAUGACCCGCCCCAUUAGUGACUCGCCCCGACCCAUCCCGACCCGCCCAAUAACCAGGCCUAAGUGUAUCCAGAACUACGGUAUGCGUGUUACUGUCGUCGAAAAACUUAAGACGCACUUCGACGACCUGUCUACUGAACUUAAUACUGCCGACUCUAGAGAUAUCAAUGAUUUUGAAAGUUUGGCUGAGGAAGUGUCGUAUCACAAGAAUUCUAUGUGGGAGUAUACAACCAACAUGAGAAGUAAAACAUCCCGCGCUCAAUCAAAGGCUUAUUCUGAUGUACUUAAGCUGCAGGGCAUUGAGUUCCCAACUCUUGUUGACAGGCACAAGAACAGGCUUGGAUAUAAGGAUGAGUUCGAGUUUUUGGAAGAAGACCAGAAGCUUGAGGAAUGGUUGUUAGAGCCGAUGUCAUCUGGCUGA
This is a messenger RNA of Spinacia oleracea (spinach), 1121 nucleotides long. RefSeq lists its product as uncharacterized. The coding region runs from base 702 to 1121 and encodes 139 amino acids. Lineage: Eukaryota; Viridiplantae; Streptophyta; Magnoliopsida; Caryophyllales; Amaranthaceae. The transcript is spliced from 3 exons. The record is from RefSeq and is a predicted model, not a curated record.